AUGUCGACUAAACUAUCGAGCUCACUUCAGCACGCGGAUCGCCUCGUCGCGGUGCCACUCCUUCACUGUCUGCGGGUCGGCGUGCCGGAUCGAGGUCCUGACCUCCUGCCCCGAGGCAUUGAACAAAUCGCCGGGGCACAGGAUGAGAACGACGCUGCAAUGUGCUCCCGGAAGCGACUAGCCCUCGAGUCGCCAUCUUUACUAUUAACCAACGCUUCCUCCGUCGAUACCCCUCCAGCUAAGCCUCUCCUGCCCCCUCGCGACGAGGGCGACGACGCGAGACUGACUAUCGUGUUGGACCUGGACGAAACCCUAGUCUGCGCGUACAACGCGGAGGACGUGCCGGAAUCCGUCCGUCAAGCAUCCGCCGCCAGCGGCGUCAGUAGCUUCGAGCUCGAAUGCUUCACAGCAGACCUCGACGCGAGCGGGGAACCGGAGAGGGCGCAGGUGAUGGUGUUCGAACGGCCGGGGCUGCGGGAGUUUCUCAGACGCGCUAGUCGCCUGGGCGAGCUCGUGCUCUUCACUGCUGGGCUGGAAGGCUACGCUCGGCCGCUAGUGGACAGAAUCGAUCCCGAUGGGCUCAUCUCAGCUCGCCUCUACCGUUCCGCCACCGUCUCCAUAGGCACGAGGCAGCACGUGAAGGACCUGGCAGGGUUGGGGCGAGAUUUGCGCCGCACAGUGAUCAUAGACAACAACCCCUUCGCCUUCCUGUUGCAACCAGUCAACGGCGUGCCGUGUGUGCCUUUUUUCGGGGGCGAGGGGUCAGACAGACAGUUGCUGCAAGUGCUGCUGCCACUGCUCGAGACCCUGUCCAUGCACCCACACGUGCGCCCCUUCCUCUCCUCGCACUUCCACAUGCUCCUGAGGCUGCACCCUCUUCCCCUCCCUCACACUCCCCAUUUCCCCUUCCAGUUGCUGCAGGUGCUGCUGCCACUACUCGAGACCCUGUCCCUGCACCCAGACAUGCACCCCGUUCUCUCCACCCACUUCCAUUCCCCGUUUCCCUCUCGUUUCCCCUCUCGUUUCCCCUCACGUUUCCCCUUCGCCCCCCUCCAGUUGCUGCAAGUGCUGCUGCCACUGCUCGAGACCCUGUCGCUGCAACCAGACGUGCGCCCGUUCCUCUCCUCGCACUUCCGCAUGCCCCUGUGGCUGCGAGCACAUGGGGUGCCAGUGGUUGACCACCACCCAACGUAG
Molecule: messenger RNA, 1194 nt
Organism: Closterium sp. NIES-65
Lineage: Eukaryota; Viridiplantae; Streptophyta; Zygnematophyceae; Desmidiales; Closteriaceae
Source: the annotation of a GenBank genome assembly